Messenger RNA from Lottia gigantea (owl limpet), 1008 nucleotides. RefSeq lists its product as hypothetical. The transcript has 9 exons. NCBI's taxonomy places the organism in Eukaryota, Metazoa, Mollusca, Gastropoda, Lottiidae. The coding region runs from base 1 to 1008 and encodes 335 amino acids. The record is from RefSeq and is a predicted model, not a curated record.
AUGAUACUAGAUUCUAGUGCUAUCUUACAGGUAUGUUUAACAAUAGAUUAUACAAUAUAUGGUAUGAUACUAGAUUCUAGUGCUAUUCUACAGGUAUUUUUAACAAUAGAUUAUACUAUAUAUGGUAUGGUGAUACUAGAUUCUAGUACUAUACUACAGGUAUGUUUAACAAUAGAUUAUACUAUAUAUGGUAUGAUACUAGAUUCUAGUGCUGUCCUACAGGUAUUUUUAACAAUAGAUUAUACUAUAUAUGGUAUGAUAUUAGAUUCUAGUGCUAUUCUACAGGUAUGUUUAACAAUAGAUUAUACUAUAUAUGGUAUGGUGAUACUAGAUUCUAGUGCUAUACUACCGGUAUGUUUAACAAUAGAUUAUACUAUAUAUGGUAUGAUAUUAGAUUCUAGUGCUAUUCUACAGGUAUGUUUAACAAUAGAUUAUACUACAUAUGAUAUGAUACUAGAUUCUAGUGCUAUACUACAGGUAUGUUUAACAGUAGAUUAUACUAUAUAUGGUAUGAUACUAGAUUCUAGUGCUAUUCUACAGGUAUGUUUAACAAUAGGUUAUGCUAUAUAUGGUAUGAUGAUACUAGAUUCUAGUGCUAUCUUACAGGUAUGUUUAACAAUAGAUUAUACAAUAUAUGGUAUGAUACUAGAUUCUAGUGCUAUUCUACAGGUAUUUUUAACAAUAGAUUAUACUAUAUAUGGUAUGGUGAAACUAGAUUCUAGUACUAUACUACAGGUAUGUUUAACAAUAGAUUAUUCUAUAUAUGGUAUGAUACUAGAUUCUAGUGCUAUACUACAGGUAUGUUUAACAAUAGAUUAUACUAUAUAUGGUAUGGUGAUACUAGAUUCUAGUGCUAUUCUACAGGUAUGUUUAACAAUAGAUUAUACUAUAUAUGAUAUAAUACUAGAUUCUAGUGCUAAGCUACUGGUAUGUUUAACAGUAGAUUAUACUAUAUAUGGUAUGAUGACACUAGAUCCUCGAGAUAAGAAAAAGUAUCGAAGAGUAUAG